AAUGGGUCUACUCCAGGCGAAUUUUGGGCACACCAUCAAGAAGAUGAAGGCAAAUCUACUUGGGAACCUGCGAUAGAAGCUGCAAAUCGGCACGAAAUCAGCAAACAAGAACUGGAAUCGAUCAGGGUUAAUUACGCGAACAAGAGUCUACCUAUGUCUUUGUUUCGAUGUUGGUGCUCUGAUCAAAUAAGUGGCAGGCAAGAGGCAGAUUUUCGGCAACCUUGGACGCUACCUCUUCAUGCAGUUGUUUCCACCUUUGAAUCUCUGGCUGAAGCCUCAGGUGAUUCCUACAAUCGUGUAUUCUCUAGAGGAAGGCCAUGUUGGAAGGCGCUCAAAGAUGCAUAUCGCGGAGAUUCUGAAUCUAGUAUAAGUGAAACUUAUGCCUGGAAAAAAGUCAAAGGUCUUGUGAAGGCGAAACUACAAGGGGGAACAACCACUUUAUUAAAUAAACAAUAUACACUUUGCUUCAAGUUUUAUUACGAGCGACCUUGGCACCUUGCAAUCUCUCAAGAUAGAACAAAAGUUUUGGCCUGUUAUCCGCCGGAACCGUUGGUCACUGAAGCUGCCUAUGAACUUUUGGACGAUGAUAUGUUGCAUCGUAUCGCUCAAGCACUUAUUCAAGGAAUCGUGGAACCUGGCGAGAUAGUCGGAGAGCUCAUCCUCGUAUUGACCCGUCAGAAGCUUCAAGAGGCCAAAAAGCCAAGAAUAUUAAUUUUUAUGCUGGGGAAGUUAAACUUUUUGAAAGAAUUAUUGAACAUCAUAUUACAAAAUGACAAUUUGGAACACAAUCGUCCGAAACUGGCCCUAUCAAGUACCAAUUCCAAUCUGACACAACAUCCAACUGACGACUUUGAAAAGAGUAAUCUGAAAGAAUUCGAUGUUCAUUAUCUUGCUAUGUAUUGGCAACUUGGUGCUCAUGAAAAUUAA
Messenger RNA from Ambispora gerdemannii, 927 nucleotides. NCBI's taxonomy places the organism in Eukaryota, Fungi, Glomeromycota, Glomeromycetes, Archaeosporales, Ambisporaceae. The record is from the annotation of a GenBank genome assembly.